AUGGCCAACGUCGUCACGGGCCGGUUCCAGGAGGACUACCCCGAGACCUACAAGAACGCGGAGGGGAGCGAGCUCUGCGUCGAGACCGAGGAGGAGCAGCAGGCCAAGGCCGCGUCGGCCCUCGUGGGCAUCUUCGAGAAGCGCGUCGCGGCGCGCGGGGACCGGUGCCUCCACCCCAAAGAUUUAAACCACGUCUCGGUCGCCCAGCUCGACUUCGAGUACGACUACAUCCGCGCGCGGCUCUUCGGGGAGCCCAUCGGCGUGAACCUGUACAACCCGGACCACGAGGAGUUCGACGAGGUCUACACCGAUAGUGUCGACGAGAUUAGCAUGCUCUGGCUCGAGGUCUACAAGGAGCGCUACGACCGCGAGCCGCCGGUAUCGCUCGUGGAGUACGCGUUCCCGAUGAAGGGCGUGUCCAAGGCGAAGCGGCAGAAGAUCGAGGACGCCCUCGAGCGGGCCUACGACCGGCUCCGGACGGCGGCCGUCGCGCGCGAGGCCGAGCACAAGCCCCGGGACGGCGUCUUCCUGUCGUGCCCCAAGGGCGUGUCGCGCGCGCACAACGACCGCCUCGCAGCCGAGGCCGCGGCCGCGCGGCCGCCGCCGGCCGUCGGGCCCGUCGACAACGAGCCCGUCAUCGUCCCCGUGCCCAUCGACGACUAG
Molecule: messenger RNA, 663 nt
Organism: Aureococcus anophagefferens
Lineage: Eukaryota; Pelagophyceae; Pelagomonadales; Pelagomonadaceae
Exons: 1
Coding region: 1-663 (220 amino acids)
Source: RefSeq, a predicted model, not a curated record